GCUCACUUGCCUGGCUGCUUGGAGUCACAGCGACUUGCUUGACCCUGGUCUCUGGAUCAGCCCGGUUCCUACUCAGCCACAGGCGCCUUGCUCCUAUCCGCCGUCCAGCGCUCUGCGAGCUGCACCGAGAGAAGGAUGGAGACUUUCCCCGCCGCUUGGGUCCUGGCACUGCUUUGCCUUGGUUCCCACCUUCUACAAGCAGUUAUCAGCACAACCGUGAUUCCGUCAUGUAUCCCAGAAGAAUCCGAGGAUAACUGUACAGCUUUAGUUCAAAUGGAAGACGAUCCCCGUGUGGCGCAAGUGUUGAUUACAAAGUGUAGCUCUGACAUGGACGGCUACUGCUUGCAUGGACACUGUAUCUACCUGGUGGACAUGAGCGAGAAAUACUGCAGAUGUGAAGUGGGCUACACUGGUCUGCGGUGUGAACACUUCUUUCUGACUGUUCACCAACCCUUGAGCAGAGAAUACGUUGCAUUGACCGUGAUUCUCGUUUUCCUCUUUCUUAUUGUAACUGCUGGAUCCAUGUACUAUUUCUGCAGAUGGUACAGAAAUCGCAAAAGUAAAAAAUCAAGGGAAGAAUACGAGAGAGUGACCUCAGGGGGCCCAGGGUUGCCACAAGUCUGAACAGCGCCAUCAAAUUGUGGACAAGGAUGUGCAGCAUGCCUGGCUGAUGUCAAUAUUUUGUCAUGUUAAUAGUAUUUAUGUUGGGUCAUGUGUUAGGUCAAUAACUAUAUUUUUAAUACACUUGGAAAGUGUUUUAUUUUUGACAGAAAUAUAUUUGCUAAUAUAUUAUAUGUAAAGUAUUUAAUGCCAAAAGAAAUUUGAUAUUUUUGU
Messenger RNA from Rattus norvegicus (Norway rat), 834 nucleotides. It is a transcript of the gene Ereg, whose product is annotated as epiregulin. Gene Ontology annotation, molecular function: transmembrane receptor protein tyrosine kinase activator activity; receptor ligand activity; epidermal growth factor receptor binding. Gene Ontology annotation, cellular component: extracellular region; plasma membrane. Lineage: Eukaryota; Metazoa; Chordata; Mammalia; Rodentia; Muridae. Gene Ontology annotation, biological process: ERBB4-ERBB4 signaling pathway; positive regulation of phosphorylation; ERBB2-EGFR signaling pathway. The record is from RefSeq and is marked validated.